AGUACAGAGCAGCAGCCUAAAAAUGCCCCAAUUGUUGAACCGGGCAGACAAACAAGAGACGUGAUAGCCCAUGUUCUAUCAGUCCCUUGUUCUUUUAACAAAUUGACAUCACAAACAAAAAACAUUUCGCUAAUCAAUUUAAAGAUCCAAGCUUUAAAUCCAUACACACAACCCCAGAUAACACCCAUCUCAAAUCGAUCAAAAUGGUGAAGACAGAUGUAUUCUCAAAGCUACCUGAUGAUGUAGUUCUGAAGAUCAUCUUCAAUCUUGAUGAUGACCCAAAAGACUGGGCCCAUCUUGCUUGUGUUUGCACAAAGUUCUGUUCUUUAUUACACACAUUUUGUUGGAAAUCUAAGUGUACUCAAACAAUUCCUGCCCUUGUUUCUGAUCUUCUUUCUGGGGGUGCUGCUAAUUCUCCUCCUGGUGGGUGGGCUGCUCUUUACAAGCUUUACUUUUGUUGCCCUGGUCUUGCUAAGGCUGGUGUCAGUGUUGGAAAUCUUGAGGUGGGCCCCAGCAGUUUGGCCCAGUUGGGUUCUUUUGAUAACCCAAUUUCUGUGUUUGAUUCUGUUGUGGCUUUGGCUGAUGUUGUAAUUGGUAAGGGAGGUGAGGUUAGCGAUGUGGUUAUGGCGGGGGUUGUUGAUGAUGAUAGUGAUGGUGAUGAUGAUGGUUGUAAUGUGUGUAAGAGGAGGAAGGUUUGUAGAUUGGUGGGAUCACAUUUGGCUUGCGGGGCUCGGGAGUUGAGCCGUGAACAAGGGAAUAAGUUGCUGGCUAGUCGGUUUAGAGGGGAUUGUUUGUAUAUCUGUGGUUGGCCUGGCUGUGUGCACAAUGAUGGUAAGCGUAACUAUAUGCUGUUCAGAGGGAUUUUUAAGAAUUUUAAAGAGUCUAGGGUUUGGAGGACGGUUAGUGAUGGUGAUAGGAAUAAAGUUAAUAUAAGUUGUGCUUUUUGUUCUUGUACGAACACUUGGAAUUUGCAUUCCGCUUUUUGUCUAAGACGGGCCUUUGGGUUUCAUGAUGAUGGGGAGCUGGUUGUUCGAGCUUAUGUUUGUGAGAACGGGCAUGUAUCUGGAGCCUGGACUGAUUGGCCUUUGUACACCUGACUUCUGACUUGCUGCUUUUGGGAGCAUCUGCACUAGCUUAGAGAAACAUAUAUUUAAGCCCUACCUGAUGAUAUUUAUCUCAAAAGCACCUCGAAUCUCGAUGAUGAUCCACGAGACUGUUAUCUUCUGCCGUAUGUUACAAAGAAGCCAUGUUCAAAAUGCUUCUAAACAAUUCCUUCCCUUGUCUCGGAUCUUCUCUCUGGCAUUGUUACUGAUUCUCCUCCUGGCAGAUGGACUGCCCUUUACAAGCUUUUCCUCAGUUGCCCUGGUCUAAUUCUGGCUGGUGUUUGUCUCAUAAAUAGUGAAGUGGGACCACAUUUGGCUAGGGGGCCUCUGUAUUUUUCCCGUGAACAGGGAAUUAAGUUGUUGGC
Molecule: messenger RNA, 1468 nt
Organism: Daucus carota subsp. sativus
Lineage: Eukaryota; Viridiplantae; Streptophyta; Magnoliopsida; Apiales; Apiaceae
Product: phytochrome A-associated F-box protein
Exons: 2
Coding region: 204-1097 (297 amino acids)
Molecular function (GO): protein binding
Source: RefSeq, a predicted model, not a curated record